AUGACUUUCCCGCGAUCUCCUCUCCCGGAGCAAAGCUUGGCAUUUAGUGACUUCCAUGACGAUUACCCCGAUUCAAACGAACCAGACCCUCCGAAGCAGUCCAUCCCGGAUAAAGACCACCUUGCGCGCUUCGAACACUUCAUCACGACGGCCAUGCCCAAAGCCGCGGAAGUUACAGGCAACAACUACACCAGAUGGGACGAGCACAAGGCCGUUGCAGCGAUCGUCAAAGCCGUCGCGAUCUGGCCACUCCUUAACUUGGACUUCGUCACGCGAGACUACCCGCGCGCCAAGCGCAACUUGAAGAAGAAGAAAUGGUCCUUGACGAAGCGCAAUAGGUUGGUCCUGCGGUUGUAUAACGACGAUGACAUCGCAGCCUUGGCCAUCUACAACCAGAUCAAACCGAGACACAGACAACGCAUACUCGCCGAGAUUCGCCAACGGGAGCGCCAUAGGAAAGCGUUGGCUAGUGGAGAUGGGGAUAAGGAGGGUAUGUGA
Messenger RNA from Alternaria incomplexa, 498 nucleotides. RefSeq lists its product as uncharacterized. The transcript is spliced from 2 exons. The coding region runs from base 1 to 498 and encodes 165 amino acids. The record is from RefSeq and is a predicted model, not a curated record. NCBI's taxonomy places the organism in Eukaryota, Fungi, Ascomycota, Dothideomycetes, Pleosporales, Pleosporaceae.